AGUCUUUCUUCCGUAGCGGUGAUAUAACAUAUCUGAUUGUAUGGGGUCCCCUACGGAAAUUCCGGCUAACUUUCAUGCAAGAAACUUGAGUCUGACAUAACACCUGCAGCGAGCAGAGGCAGAGGUUCAUUUCAUUACAGCACCCCCGUUGCAUUCUGGGAGAGUGGAUAGAGACUGAGCAGUGGAUUUUUUUUAGUCGUACGGCAAUUUCUGGCACCCGAAAUCUCAUGUCGAAAUAGCUCGUCUUCCGCUAUCGGUAGUAAUGGCGCUGACACGGUUCGAACGGUUCCUGGCCUCGAUACUGCGGGUAGCGGUCGGGAUGCUGUUUGCCGUCUUCCAGCUGCUCGCUCAGCGGCGGGGAGCCGACAGUUCGGUGAGGAGGCUCCCACCAAUCACCAACCCACUGUUGAGGGUCCCCGCGAUGCGGCUCGCCCGUAUGAUUCGACGGAGAGAGGUAACCAGUGUGGAGGUGGUACAGACCUACAUAGACCGCAUCCAAGAGAUUAACCCUUUCAUCAAUGCCAUGGUCAAGGACAGGUUUUCAUUGGCCCUGCAGGAGGCAGCCCAGGUGGAUAAGCUGAUCGAGGAGGAGACAGGAGGAGAGGAUGUUCUGGAGGACAGGCUUCCUCUACUGGGUGUCCCUUUCACUGUCAAAGAGGCCUUCUCCCUCCAGGGCAUGCCUAACUCCACAGGGCUGGUGUCACGGCGGGGGGUGAUUUCGGCCACGGAUGCUCCCCCGGUGGCUCUGCUGAAGAGGGCAGGGGCCAUUCCUCUGGGGGUGACUAACUGUAGUGAGCUCUGCAUGUGGCUUGAGUCCCAUAACCACCUGUAUGGAAUCACCAACAACCCAUACGACCUGGAGAGGAUACCAGGGGGAAGCUCCGGAGGGGAGGGCAGUAUUUUGGGCGGCGGUGGUUCCGUGAUAGGGGUUGGCUCAGAUGUUGGGGGCAGUAUUCGCAUCCCAGCAUUCUUCAACGGCAUCUUCGGCCACAAGCCAACAUCAGGUGUAGUAUCUAACGUGGGUCAGUUCCCCCCGGCCUCGGGGCAGCAGCCUGGUUUUCUGUGUACAGGCCCAAUGUGUCGCUACGCCCAGGACCUGCUGCCCAUGCUCAGAGUUAUGGGAGGAGCCAACGCUGACAGAGUUUCUCUGGUGUCUCCUGUCGACCAGGAGCUAAGGAGGGUAAGAGAGAGGGGAGGAGGAGUUCCUCUGGUGUCUCCUAUAGACCAGCAGCUAGUCCUGGCUCAGAGGAGGGUGGUAGAGCGUCUGGAGGCAGACCUGGGGGUCAAAGUUCAGCAGCUGAAGAUUCCUCAGCUCAAAUACUCCUUCCAGAUCUGGAGUGCGAUGAUGGGAGCCCCGGGGAAGGAUGGAAAGCAGCCCACAUCGUUUGCAGAGCUGAUGUCUGACCAUGGGAAGAAGGUGUGGCCUUUAUGGGAGAUGGCUAAGUGGACUGUGGGACUCUCCAAGCACACCGUGGCUGCUAUAGGUCUGGUCCUGGUAGAGAUGUUCCAGAGGUCCCAGCCCACCCAGUUCAUCCUGCAGCAGAAGGAGUCUCUCCAGAAGGACCUGGAGGAACUGUUGGGGACAGACGGGGUGCUGCUCUACCCCUCUCACCCGCACCUCGCCCCCAAACACCACCACCCCCUCUUCACCCCCUUCAACUUCUCCUACACUGGAAUCUUUAACAUCCUGGGCCUUCCGGUGACCCAGUGUCCAUUGGGGCUGAGCGCGGAGGGUUUACCCUUGGGACUGCAGCUGGUAGUGGGGAAGCAGCAGGACCGUCUCUCCCUGGCCACCGCUGUGUUCCUGGAGAAGACCUUCGGCGGUUGGAGAGACCCGGGGAGCAUCGCCACGGCCACCACCCAGCUAGAUACCUGGCGCGGGGCGUCAAAGACCGCAUGGUGAAUAUACAGAGAUGUUUAUUCUGGGAUGAAUGAAAGUCCUAGAAGACAGAGGAAUGUAUGCACUGACACAGACAGGCAGACACACUCACACUGUCUGUUUGCACAUGCCGUCCUGUCAGUCGUCCAGCCUUCUCAUGCAUUCUUUAACAACAGACUGUCGCCAGGUUACUGAGUCACUCGUCCACUACAGUAUGUCUGUUGUGUCUUCGUCACAAAGUGCCCUAUGCUUGUCCAAAGAGCCUUUAUGUGUCCUGUCAUUGUGUGUUCCUGGCUUGUGUCCCAAAUGACUCCCUAUAUAGUACACAACAUUUAACCAGAGCCCUAAUCCCUACACAGUGCCCUAUAUUUGACCAGAGCCCUAUUCCCUUCAUAGUGCCCUACAUUUGACCAGAGCCCUAUUCCCUACAUAGUGCCCUACAUUUGACCAGAGCCCUAUUCCCUACAUAGUGAACUACUUUUGACCAGAGCCCUAUUCCCUUCAUAGUGCACUACUUACAUAUUGCACUACUAUGGGUCCCGGUCAAAAGUAGCGCACUAUAUCGGGAAUAGGGUGCCAUUUGGGAUGCAGGUGGUGACUGUCCGACAGCUAUAUGUUGCGUCAGGGUUUUGCUGUGUAAUGUCCAAUAAGGUUUUCUCUCUGUACACUGUAUUUGUCCACCUACGACAUGUUGGAACCUUAUUGGAGAGAGACUGUAUUAUGAGAAUGACAUGUGUUAUGGUGUAGUCCAUGUUGAAAUGACGGGCAUUGAUGGGUGAGGUGAUAUACCACGUCUCUUCAAUGACUGGCGCUUUUUCAACAAGUUCAAAGGUUAACGUGAUCUACUGUAUAAAGACAUGUGCACAUUAUGAUCAUUUGAAAGGAUAUCUUUGAUAAUGUUUCAUAUUAAAUGUCAAUGGUUACUGUCCUACUACAAUUAUGCCAGAACAAAUAUUAUAAUAAAAUGUACAUUAUACUGAGGACAACAUUG
Molecule: messenger RNA, 2870 nt
Organism: Oncorhynchus masou masou (cherry salmon)
Lineage: Eukaryota; Metazoa; Chordata; Actinopteri; Salmoniformes; Salmonidae
Product: fatty-acid amide hydrolase 2-A-like
Exons: 12
Coding region: 263-1903 (546 amino acids)
Cellular component (GO): endomembrane system
Source: RefSeq, a predicted model, not a curated record